Suhomyces tanzawaensis NRRL Y-17324 is the source of this 801-nucleotide messenger RNA. It is a transcript of the gene CHO1, whose product is annotated as CDP-diacylglycerol-serine O-phosphatidyltransferase. Bases 1 to 801 code for a protein of 266 amino acids. Gene Ontology annotation, cellular component: membrane. Gene Ontology annotation, biological process: phospholipid biosynthetic process. Lineage: Eukaryota; Fungi; Ascomycota; Pichiomycetes; Serinales; Debaryomycetaceae. The transcript has a single exon. The record is from RefSeq and is a predicted model, not a curated record. Gene Ontology annotation, molecular function: phosphotransferase activity, for other substituted phosphate groups.
AUGUCAUCUUCAGGCUUCAAGAAAAACGAAUCAGCAGUAGCGUCGGACUCCGAGUUCGACGACAGCACCCACGAGGUGCCUCCCAACCCACCAAUCCGCAGGUCGUCGUCGUUGUUUUCGUUGUCGUCCAAGGACUUGCUCCCCAAGCCCGAGCAGAAGGAGUACGUGGCAUUCAUAGAGGACAACAGGCACUUCUCGUUGAUUAGAAACCUCCACAUGGCCGACUUCAUCACCUUGUUGAAUGGAUUCUCGGGAUUCUACUCCAUCGUGUCGUGCUUGAGAUUCACCUUGACAGGAAAGAGCCACUACGUGCAAAGAGCCCACUUCUUCAUCUGCUUGGGGUUGUUCUUUGACUUUUUCGACGGCAGAGUCGCCAGAUUGAGAAACAAGUCCUCAUUGAUGGGCCAGGAGCUCGACUCGUUGGCCGACUUGAUUUCGUUCAGUGUCAGUCCUGCCACCAUCGCGUUUGCCAUUGGGUUCCAGUCCACCGUGGAUGUGUUGAUCUUGACUUUCUGGGUAUUGUGUGGCUUGACCCGUUUGGCCAGAUUUAACAUCUCUGCCAACAACAUCCCCAAGGACAAGUCCGGUAAGUCCCAGUACUUCGAGGGAUUACCUGUGCCUAGCAACUUGGUGUGGGUGGGCUUCAUGGCCACCUUGGUGUUCAAGGAUUUGAUCUUGGACGACUUGCCUGGAGGCUACUUGUUCCAAGGCACAGUGUUCGAGUUCCACGCCAUUGCCAUUGGUUUCUUCUUGCAAGGAUGUGCCGAGAUCUCCAAGUCUUUGAGAAUCCCUAAGCCAUAG